UCUCACUUGGCCUUCGGUUCUCCGUGAGACAGAGAGAGAUCGAGCUUGAGAGGGAGAGAGAGGAUGAGGCCGAUCUUGAUGAAGGGCCAUGAGCGGCCGCUGACGUUCCUCAAGUACAACAGGGAGGGCGAUCUCCUCUUCUCUUGCGCCAAGGACCACACUCCUACCGUUUGGUUCGCUGACAAUGGCGAGCGCCUUGGCACCUAUCGUGGCCACAACGGCGCCGUAUGGUGCUGCGAUGUCUCCCGGGAUUCAAUGCGCCUCAUCACGGGUAGUGCUGACCAGACUGUUAAACUGUGGAAUGUCCAGACAGGAGCACAACUGUACUCCUUUAAUUUUGAUUCUCCUGCUAGAGCUGUAGAUUUUUCUGUUGGUGACAAGCUUGCUGUAAUCUCGACAGACCCCUUUAUGGGUUUACCGUCCACAAUUCAAGUGAAGUGCAUUGCCAAUGACCCUAGUGAACAGACGGGUGAAUCAGUACUCACGAUCAAAGGGCCUCAAGGGAGAAUUAACAGGGCUGUCUGGGGACCAUUGAAUAAGACUAUAAUAAGUGCUGGUGAAGAUGCAACCAUCCGCAUAUGGGAUUCUGAGACUGGGCAGCUGCUGAAGGAGUCAAAUAAGGAAACUGCCCAUCAGAAGACAGUCACUUCAUUAACAAAAUCAGCUGAUGGGUCUCAUUUUCUGACAGGUUCCUUGGAUAAAUCAGCAAAGUUGUGGGACAUCAGGACAUUGGCUCUUAUCAAGACCUAUGUGACGGAGCGCCCUGUCAACGCUUGUGCAAUGUCGCCUAUUCUUGAUCAUGUGGUCAUUGGUGGUGGUCAGGAUGCAUCACAUGUUACAACAACUGAUCGGCGUGCUGGAAAAUUUGAGGCAAAAUUCUUCCACAAGAUUCUUCAAGAAGAAAUUGGUGGUGUUAAAGGACAUUUUGGACCAAUUAAUGCUCUUGCUUUCAAUCCUGAUGGAAGAAGCUUCUCAAGUGGCGGUGAAGACGGUUAUGUAAGAUUGCAUCACUUCGACCCUGACUACUUCAACAUCAAGAUGUGAUCUCAAUUUGCCGAGAAAAAAGUUCUUUUAUCAUAUCAUUCUUGUUAUGUUCUAACUUUCCUCUCAGUUGUAAUAUGGCAUAUCAUUAUAUGUGUUUCUCAUCAAAAUUUUGUAAUUUCUGCACAUUUGUUUUUUUUUUAAAAUGUCUAGAAGUACUAGUGAUGAUGUUCCUUCCA
Dioscorea cayenensis subsp. rotundata (Guinea yam) is the source of this 1220-nucleotide messenger RNA. RefSeq names its product eukaryotic translation initiation factor 3 subunit I-like. The transcript has 8 exons. Gene Ontology annotation, biological process: cytoplasmic translational initiation. Gene Ontology annotation, cellular component: eukaryotic translation initiation factor 3 complex, eIF3m; cytoplasm. Gene Ontology annotation, molecular function: translation initiation factor activity; protein binding; RNA binding. The record is from RefSeq and is a predicted model, not a curated record. Lineage: Eukaryota; Viridiplantae; Streptophyta; Magnoliopsida; Dioscoreales; Dioscoreaceae. Bases 64 to 1044 code for a protein of 326 amino acids.